Molecule: messenger RNA, 11678 nt
Organism: Caenorhabditis angaria
Lineage: Eukaryota; Metazoa; Nematoda; Chromadorea; Rhabditida; Rhabditidae
Source: the annotation of a GenBank genome assembly
AUGUCAGAAACACCUUGGCGGGUAAAAGAACAUGCGAAAAGGUUCUGCACAAAUCCUGGAACAGUUAUCCCAGCUGCAACUCAUCCAUUAGAAGAGAUAAAGAAAAUUGAAGUUAGUUGGCUGCGAAAAACCACGAAAAAGGUAGAAGAGCCUCCGGUUUCCUAUGAUUUCUUGGAUCCAUUGGGUGCAACUGGUGAUCAAGAUGAUCUUGCCUUUGAAAAUUCAUCGGUUCUAGAGGAAAUUAAGCCAAGAUCAAGGUCGCUGGAUAAUACUUUGGAGCAGAAACAUGUAUCGAAAUUAGGGUUUGAUAUUGAGCUUCCUGAUUUUCAACCAUGGAGAGAGAGAAGAUCUCAAAUUGCUCAUUUAUCAAGGCCCAAUGAACCUGGGAAUAAUUCAACUCGCGCAAGGAUUAAGGAAAUUAUGAAUAAUUUGGAUAACGCCGGAAAUAACCCGCAAAAUCUAGUGAAACCUGUGAGAAAGUUAUCGCAAGAAUUCACAAAUCUUCGGGAAGAAUUGAACCGUCUUUGGGGAAUCGGAGAUCGUGUGGAAUCCUUGAAUAAAGUUGUAAAUGUCACCGAAAUUCUUCAAACAAUUCCAAGUGAUUCGGAAGAAUUUGCGUAUUAUUGGUUGCAGGCAAUCGAUAUUUUAGACAUUUUUGGGAGUCUGGUUUAUGAGCGAUUAUUGGAGAAGACUAAUGAAAUGCGAAGAAUUGCAAGGCAAAAUGAAUUGGGGAAUGGCGAAUAUUUUCAUUCCGAUCAAAUUCCGCAGAAAAUCAAGGAGAUGACGACGAAUUGGUUUUUGAAGGUCUCGGAAUUGAAUGAUAUGAUUCCAAGGUUUUAUGGUAAAAUAAAAUGAUUUCAUGAUCGAGCGCCUCAAGCGCGAGCCGGAAGCUUCCGCUUUAGCGGCCACGUGGCUUACUAUGAUAUGGCAAAAGUCGUAUCAAUCCGCGUGGCCGCUGCGCGGAAGCUUGCGGUAUACACUCGCUUCGCUCGAAACUUUCUAAGGGACAAUUUUUGUUUUUCAGUGGAAUCUGCAAUUAUCAAAUGCCUGAAAUUCCUGGACACUUCGAAAGUUCGGAUAAAUUUGGAGAGAUUGGCGUCGAUGUGUUCAAGUAUGUGGAUUUUGAAAUCUUGAGCUUCCGGCAAAGUUACCCUAACUUCUAGGGAUAAUCUAGAAAGUUAUGGUAACUUUGCCGCUGCGCGGAAGCUUCCGCUUCAGCGGCCACGUGGUUUAAUAUGAUAUGGGAAACGUCAUAUUAAUCCACGUGGCCGCUGCGCGGAAGCUUGCGGUUUACACUCGCUCCGCUCGAACAUAAUUUCCAAGUCUGAUUCUGAAAUAUCUGAUAAAAAUCUGAAAACUGGAGAAAUUUCAGCACAAAUUAUGGGACGGUUCAGUAACUAUAAACUAGUUACUGAAUCGUCCCAUAAUUUGUGCUGAAAUUCCAGCAUUUUUCAGAUUUUUAUUGGAAUUUCAGCGGAGAUGCGGAAGCUAUGCCCAAAUUUUGAAUUUUCGCGAGCGGAGCGAGUGUAAACCGGAAGCUUCCGCUUUAGCGGCCACGUGGUUUAUUAUGAUAUGGCAAACGUCAUAUUAAUCCGCGUGGCCGCUGCGCGGAAGCUUGCGGUUUACACUCGCUCCGCUCGAACAAAAUUUCCAAGUCCAAUUCUGAAAUAUCUGAUAAAAAUCUGGAAACUGGGAUUUCUAGACAAAGUCUGAAAAUUCCAGCAUUUUUUCAGAUUUUUAUUGGAAUUUCAGCGGAGAUGCGGAAGCUAUGCCCAAAUUUUGAUCGAGCGCCUCAAGCGCGAGUGUAAACCGCAAGCUUCCGCGAAGCGGCACGAUCUUCCGCUUUAGCGGCCACGUGGUUUACUAUGAUAUGGCAAACGUCAUAUUAAUCCGCGUGGCCGCUGCGCGGAAGCUUGCGGUUUACACUCGCUUUGCUCGAACAUAAUUUCCAAGUCUGAUUCUGAAAUAUCUGAUAAAAAUCUGAAAACUGGAGAAAUUCCAGCACAAAUUAUGGGACGGUUCAGUAACUAUAAACUAGUUACUGAAUCGUCCCAUAAUUUGUGCUGAAAUUCCAGCAUUUUUUCAGAUUUUUAUUGGAAUUUCAGCGGAGAUGCGGAAGCUAUGCCCAAAUUUUGAAUUUUUCCGAGCGGAGCGAGUGUAAACCGGAAGUUUCCGCGUAAGCGGCACUAUCUUCCGCUUUAGCGGCCACGUGGAUUUUCUAUUAACCAAACAAAUAGUUCCUCUGCGGAAGCUUGCGGAAAAAAAUCAAUAAAUCUUCCAGGAUUCCCAUCAGAUCAAUCUUCCAUGUUUGCUCGUGUCUACAUUUCUCGAAUCGCAAUGCACAUCGAUCCAACUGAUAGAUCUCCUCACUGGCGACUUCUUCAUGAUUGGCUCCAGGCUCCCAGAGAUAUUCUAUCUCAAGGAAUCCCCAAAAACUUUGGCAAAAUUCUCAUUCAAAAACAAAACCUUGUAAUUCAAUCGAUUUCCUGGAUAGUUCAAUGUAUCUCUUUUGGCGCACAUACAAUCGAUGAUUUGGCGCCACUUUGGGCAUACUGUAGAAGAGAACCGAUUGAUGAGAAGAUAUAUAUUCUAGUGAUUGGUUGUAUUCAAGGAAUGCCUUCGAAAUAUUUGGCAAUUCAUUCGAGACAGAUUUUGGAAAUGGUUUUUUCGUUGGAAGAUGAUUAUGAGAUACCAUUGACGAUUUUGGGGAAACGAUAUUGUGAAUAUCCGCCGAGUGAAGAGGAAAGGGAGAAAAUUAAGAGGUGGGGAUUUUUUUUUUGGGGAAUAUUAAGAGGGACAUGAAAUAUGCAUCAAUUUUCACAAAAUAUUCAAUAAAAUCCUAUAAAAAUCAAAAAUUGUUAUGUAUUUUUUGAAACAGUGUGAUUUUUUUCAAGGAAAAAAUUUAACUGUUUCAAAAUUUUUUGAAAUUUGGUUUCAAAGACGAAAAAUCAAUUAUUCUUCGCAAUUCAGAAUUUUUAUGCAUUUUUUGAAACAGUCAAAUUUUUUUGCUUUGAAAUUCAAUUUUCAUGAGAAAAUUAAUUGAAAAAAUUCACUGUUUCAAGAAUUUUCAUAAAAUUUUGAAUGAAAAUUUGAUUCUCGCUAGUCCCCUUCAUUUUUGCAAAUUUAAAAGGCACAUAGAAUGUUUUUAUCUGAAAAUAUUGAUGAAAAUUUCAAAUUUUGCCCCAAUUUUCACAAAUUGUUCAUCAAAAAUUGUUCAGUUCCAAAUAUUUGAGCAGAGUAUCAGAAAUCGUUCGAAAACUGAAUUUUCUAAUGUAUUUUUUGAAACAGUGAACUUUUUUGCUUUAAAAAAUUGUCAAAAUUCAAUUUUUGAUAGAAAAUUAAUUGAAAAAAUUCACUGUUUCAAAAAUUUCAUAGAAUUUUGAAUGAAGAUUGGAUUUUCGUUCAACGAAAAUUUUCUUAUCAAAAAUUGAUAUUUUAGUUCAGUUCCGAAUAAAUCAAGAGAAACGGUUCAACUAUCAGCAUACAUAAAAUGGGUCCCCAGAAUCGGGGUGAGGGGCUUAACUUUUUUCAAAAAUCUGAAGGGAAGGGUGCCUAACUUGGCCAAUUUUCUGCUGAUGAUUUACCAAAAUUCCCAGAUUUGUCCAAAAUUCGCUCAAAAAUGUGAGGAAGGUGUUUAACUUUGGAAAAUUUUCAAGGAGGGACCCUAACUUUGAAAACUGACUCGGGGGACCUAUUUUAUGUAUGACUAUCAGAAAUCGUUCGAAAACUGAAUUUUUUAUGUAUUUUUUGAAACAGUGAGUUUUUUUAUUCAAAAAAUGAUCAAACUUCGAUUUUUCGAGAGAAAAUUGAUUGAAAAGGUUCACUGUUUCAACAAAUUGAUGAAAUUUUGAAUGAAAAUUGGAGAAUAAUCCCUAUCUGUGAUUUGAUUGAUAAAAAUUUCAAAUUUUGUCCUGAUUUUAGAAAUUUUCAUCAAACAUUGAUUGGAUAGAAAAUUUUUCCAAUAUCAUAAUUCCUCUAAAAAUGUGAAGUUUUAUGAUAUUUUUGAAACAGUAACUUUUUUUCUUUAAAAAAAUGAUCAAAAUUCAAUUUUUCAUGAGAAAAUUAAUUGAAAAAAUUCACUGUUUCAAGAAUUUCAAAAAAUUUGAAUGAAAAUUGGAGAAUAAUCUCUAUAUGUGAUUUGAUUGAUAAAAAUUUCAAAUUUUGUCCUGAUUUUAGAAAUUUUCAUCAAACAUUGAUUGAAAAUUAUCAAAAUUCCUCUGAAAAUUCGAAAUAUUAUGAUAUUUUUGAAACAGUCAAAUUUUUUUGCUUUGAAAAAUUAUCGAAAUUAAAUUUUUCAUGAGAAAAUUAAUUGAAAAAAUUCACUGUUUCAAAAAUUUUGAAUGAAAAUUGGGUUUUCGUUGUGAGAAAAAUCCCUAUCUGUGAUUUGAUUGAUGAAAAUUUCAAAUUUUGUCCUGAAUUUAGAAAUUUUCAUCAAUUGAGUUGAAUAAAAACACAUUAUCCAAUAUCAAAAUUCCUCCGAAAAUUCGAAAUGUUAUGAUAUUUUUGAAACAGCAAUUUUUUUUUGUUGAAAAAAAUGAUCAAAAUUCACUUAUUCAAGAGAAAAUUAAUUAAAAAAAUUCACUGUUUCAAAAAACUCAUUUAAAUUUUGAAGUUUGGAAAAAUUUCAAUAGGCAAACUUGCUGAAAUCCCAUCGGAUAUUUUCAAAAAUGAAAUCAGUAAUGGAAAAAAAAAAUCAAAACUGACCCGAAAAUUUUAUGCAAAACCAUUUUUCCACCAAAAUUUUUUCCAGGAAAAUGUAUGUUUCAAAAAUUGGGUAUUAAAAAUUCAAAUUGUUUUUUUUUUGAUAAAUUCAAGUAUUGCCCAGAAGAAAAUUUAAAAAAAAAUUCACUGUUUCAAAAAUUGCUUUAAAUUUUGAAUGAAAAUUGGAUUUUCGCUCAAUACUGGAUGUACAGGGUGACCAGAAAUUAUCCGUGCAAACUCAACCGGUCAUAAAAACUUCAAAAUUUGAUAUUUUUAGAAGAAAUUUUUUGUUAACAAUACUAAAUGCAUAAUGAUUCCAAAAUUAUCACGAAUGUUGAAUUUAAGAUUUUUUCAGGGCUUUCAGGGCCUUCAGCCAGAUUUCUAAAAUGGUGUGAAAGGCCGCGUGGAGUUUUGACUUUGUUUAGUACGUGGAAAACUCCAAUUGCAUUUUUACAACUAUAAAAUGAGUAAGAUAUCUUCUAAUGAUGUUAUUUUUCAAAAUUACCGCUUCAAGUAACCUUGCGGACUGAGAUUCGAUGAGCUUCAGAUCCCAAAUAAAUUGAAAAAAAAAAUGAAAAAAUUUUUUUCGCGAAAGUAAAUUUUUGGUUUUGGUCCAAAUGUUAGGUCUUCAUCAGCUUUAAUGGUCUUAUGAAUAUUUUUAAGUUAGAUUAGACUGAGAAAACAUGAAAAUGUUCAAAUAUGAUCGUUUGUUGAGAAUCGUUGUUGGUUUUGACACUUUUCUCAGUAAAAAACAAGGGGCCGAGGGAGUCAUGACCGCCCAAACCAUCCCCAAAGUCGGAAAAUUUAAUUUCAUUCUGGCAAAGGCAGAAGAAGUCGUCUAAGAUCCUUUGAGGAACGAUAGAAAAUAGUUUUGAGAAUUUACACAGUUGUUGAAGCGAAAAAUGGGGCAAAAUUGUUAACACCACUAGCCGCGGCUCUUUGCCCAAUUUUUGACACAUCAACAUCAGGCGCUCAAGGUUCAAGUAAGAUUUCAAUUUGAUCAGAACUUUUUGUGAUAAUUUCAAAAUACAGGGUGCGCGCGAAAUAUGUGUGCAUGAACUUUUGGCCAUAAUAAAGCCAGAACGUGUCUGAUCACGCUGAGAUUUGGUCUCAAAUUAGCCAAACUAAUUACAAUACAAAAUCCGAAGCCGAUUUUGUAUACCUAGACCAAGUCACAUAAUUUUCUUUUGGGUAUGGUUUUAGAAUGAGUUUGGUUCGAACGCGGCUAUUUUCAAGUUCACAAGACUGUUUCAAAGUCUAAAUUUUGAUUAUUAAUUGAAGUGAUCAGCAAAAAACCUUUACUUUACCUUUCCUGAUAGUGUUCAUAACAUAAAUCCAUAUCUCGUUUCACAAAACUCUCUGAAAAUGAUGUUUAGUGCAACCUACAAAAGUGAAGUUUUCAAAAAAAAACUCCCAAAAAGAGUCAAAUAUCAAUAAUUGUCGAAAGUAAUGUUUGUAUAACCAAUAUUUCUAUCAAACUGUCGUAAUAUGAACAUAUUAUCAUAGUUCAGUCAUAAUCACGAUGAAUUAUUGACUUCUAAUUACUCUAGACCUUGUUUCUCAGAUUUAAUUCAGGUUUCACCGAUUUCUCGAGAGGGAUUUUGUUGUAGGCCUGCUUGUUCUCAAAACCGUAUAAUGAACUCUAUGAAUUUGAAUAAAGGUAGCCAAUGAUGUCUAAAGGCAUCCUACAAAAUCAUAUUUAUAUAACUUCUACGAAACUCGAGUUCUAAUUGGUCAAAAUCAUCAUCCGAAAAAUAGGAAGAGUCGCGUUCUUAUUUUCGCAUUUUCACAAUAUCGCUUCUGACUUCAUACAACCCGAAUUCUAUUUUAAGUGAAGAGAUUUACUUGAAUUCUUGUAAAUGGUGUUUCUUGGAUACUUGUGACUUAAUUUGAACAAUCUAUACUCACAGUUACUACGUGUAUCAAUAUUACUAACACUGUAUGUGAAAUUAUCGCAUGCACACAUAUUUCGCGCGCACCCUGUAGUUAUCUAUUGAUUCAUGCUCAAUCAAAAAAUUUGUGGAAAAUAUCAUGUUUUUAAAUAUUUUACGGCCGGUUGAGUUUGCACGGAUAAUUUCUGGUCACCCUGUAUUACUAAAAUAAAAAAGGUUUUAUCUGAAAAAAAUCGAAUUUCAAUUUUUACAAAAUUUACUGUUUCAAAAAUUUCAUAACAUUUUAAGUGAAUAUUGGAUUUUUGCUAAGGAUUGCAAUUUUCCAAAAAUCAAUUUUUCAGAUCAGUUUGGCUUCGAAUCGCCAACAUCAUGAGUUUCAAAAAAUUCCUAGCCUGCUCAAUUUCCUGGUCGAUUUUCAUCACAAAAUUCUUCCCGAUUUCCGACGCCGAAAAAAUCCUCGAAAUGGUCAUAAUGCGCCUCGAAGUCGAUGAAAGUACUAAAAGACCUGAAAAUUUCGAGAAAAUUGUGGAAUUCAUGGCGGGAUUUCUAGAGAACCUGGAUGGAAAAUCAGAUUUGGAAAGAAUUUUGAAAAAUCGACAUUUUAUUCAGCUUCUUGGCAUGAUUCCAAAAGGGAAUUCGAGGUUUUUGGAGAUUUUGAGAAGGAAAUUUGGAAGAGCUGAAAUUGAAGAUGAAAUUAUUAUUGAGCUAAUUAUUGAAAAAUCAAUAAUCUUUGGGAAAACUUUGGAAUUAUCAAAAAUCAAUAAUUUAGACGAACUUCUAAUUGCUGAUUGUAUUUCAAUAAUUAACCUGAAAUCAAACAAGGAUCUGAUGAAAAGUAUCGAAAUAUUUAUCAAACUUCGAGCUGCUCUUGGACUCCGCCAGAAAAUUGUGGAAAAACUUGUUGAUUUAUUGAUUGAUCUGACUUUGGAUUCCAAUGGGAAGUUGAAAAAUGGAGCGAGAAAAUCGGAAUUUUUGAGGAUUUGUAUUACGAAUUUAUGUGUCACGAUUCCGGCGAUUCACAAUUUGCCGAAAAGAUUUCGAUGUUUGGUGAAAGUUGUGCAACUUUGCUUGCUCGCCAAUUUUUUACCGCAGGUUUGGAGUUUUGGGGCGGGUUAUGACGUGGCAAAAUUAGCGUGACUUUCUAGAUUUUGCAAAAUUUUGAAAAUAUUUCACUGUUUCAAAUAAUUAACAAAAAUAAUUUUUGAAAUACAUAAUUGAUUGUUCACAUUUGUAUUCCAUUGAAAAAUUUGCUGUAAAUUAGAAAAUGUAUUUCUGAAAUAUUUCUGAACAGAUUUUAUAAUGAACAAUUUCUCACUGUUUCAAAAAAAUCCACAAAAAUUGAUUUUUGAAAUACAAAUUUUGUUAAUGGAAGCGAAUUCGUAUCUUAAAAUUCCGUUGAAAAAAAUUUCUGUGAAUUUUUUUCAUAAAACUCUGAAAAUUUCAGCUUUAAAAAAUUUCAUUUUUUUUUGUUUCCAAAUUUUCACUGUUUCAAAUAUUUUUCAAUUGAAAAUUGAAAGCCUCAUGUGAAUUCUGAGGUUCGAAAUUUCGCCUAAAAUUCAGGUAAUGCAAAAUUUUAGCAAAAUUUCAGUUCGAAAAUUUUUUUAAAAAAUAUUGCAAAACUUUUUUGACCCAGGAAAAAACCGAAUUUAUAAAAUACUGCUCAUAAUUUAUAAUGAACAAUUUCUCACUGUUUCAAAAAAUCCAUAAAAAUUUAUUUUUGAAAUUGAAAUGUUGUUUAAGGCAAAGUAUUUUUAUCUUAAAAUUCUGUUGAAAAAAAUUGAAAAAAUAUUCUGUGAAUUUUUUUCAUAAAACUCUGAAAAUUUCAGUUUUGAAAAAAUUUCAUUUUUUUUGUUGCCAAAAUUUCUCACUGUUUCAAAAAAUCUACAAAAUAUUUUCUGAAAUACAAAUUUUGUUCACGGUAAUGUAUUUCUGUCUUACAAUUCUGUUGAAAUUCUGUGAAUUUUUUCAGAAAAUUUCAUAAAACUGAAAAUUUCAGUUUUGAAAAAAUUUCAUUUUUUUGUUGCCAAAUUUUCACUGUUUCAAAUAUUUUUUAAUUGAAAAUUGAUAGCCUCAUGUUAAUUCUGAGUUUCGAAAUUUAGCCUAAAAUUCAGGUAAUGCAAAAUUGUAGCAAAAUUUCAGUUCAAAAUUUAAAAAAAAAAUUGCGAAACUUUUUUAACCCAGGAAAAAGCCGAAUUUAUAAAAAACUGCUCAAAAUUUAUAAUGAAAAAUUUCUCACUGUUUCAAAAAAUCCACAAAAUAUUUUUUGAAAUUCAAAUUUUGUUCAUGGUAAUGUGUUUUUGUCUUAAAAUUCUGUUGAAAAAAAUUGAAAAAAAAUUUCUGUGAAUUUUUUUCAUAAAACUCUGAAAAUUUCAGCUUUAAAAACAUCUAAUAUUUUUUGUUCCAAAAAAUGUCACUGUUUCGAAUAUUUUUUAAUUGAAAAUUGAAAGCCUCAUGUUAAUUCUGAGGUUCGAAAUUUCGCCUAAAAUUCAGGUAAUGCAAAAUUUUAGCAAAAUUUCAAUUCGAAAAUAAAAAAAAUAUUGCGAAACCUUUUUGACCCAGGAAACAAUCGAAUUUAUGAAAAUUGGUCAAAAUUUAUAAUGAAAAAUUUUUAACUGUUUCAAAAAAUCCAUGAAAAUUUAUUUUUGAAAUUCAAAUUUUGUUCAUCUUACAUCUUACAUCUUACAAUUCUGUUUCAAAAAAUUGAAAAAAAAAAUAACUUUUUGUUUCCAAAAUUUCACUGUUUCAAAUAUUUUUCAAUUGAAAAUUGAAAGCCUCAUGUGAAUUCUGUGGUUCGAAAUUUAGCCUAAAAUUCAGGUAAUGCAAAAUUUUAGCAAAAUUUCAGUUCGAAAAUUUUUUUAAAAAAUAUUGGGAAACUUUUUUGACUCAGGAAAAAGGCGAAUUUAUAAAAACUGAUCAAAAUUUUGAGUUUACAAUGAAAAAUUUCUCACUGUUUCAAAAAAUCCACAAAAUAUUUUUUUGAAAUUCAAAUUUUGUUCAUUGUAAUGCAUUUUUGUCUUACAGUUCUGUUGAAAAAAAUUGAAAAACAAUUUUUUUUGUUUCCAAAUUUUCACUGUUUCAAAUAUUUUUAAUUGAGAAUUGAUAGCUUCGUAAAUUCAAUGAUGAAAAGAAGAUUUAAUUUAUAUUUAAGAAAAAGCCAGGAGACUGAAAACUUCAGAAUUUAUGGUCAGAAUUGGCUAUAGCCAAAAAAGAUUUUAGACAAAAAAAGAGAAAAAUGGCUGAAAUUUUCAGAAUUUACGGUUAAAAUUGACCCACAACGUGAUUUUUAGCCAGCCGUUCUAGAAAAAAACGAAGGUUUAUGUGAAAAAUUUUGAAGAAUUUUUUCACUGUUUCAAAAAAUGCACAAGAAAAAGUUGAGAUUUUUGCGUUUAAUCAAUUAAUUUUUCAAAUACAUAAAAAUCUCAUACAAAUUCUGAAAUUUCAAAAUUUUGCUGAAAAUCUGAUGAAUCUCCAGUCAAAAAAAUGUUCGAAAAAAAUUAUUUAUAAACAAUUUUUUUCACUGUUUCAAAAAAUUGAUUUGGAAAAAUUUGAGAAUCUGAAUUUUAUUGAUAAAAAUUUUGUUAAAAAUCUAGUUGACAAACUUUUUAUCAUGAACAUCUUAUGAAAAUUCUGAAAUUCGAAAUUUUGCUGAAAAUCUGAUUAAUCCAGGUUCAGAAAAUUUCCAGUCAAAAAAAUUUUGAAAAAAAUUUUUUUCACUGUUUCAAAAAAUUGAUUUAAAAAAUUGAGAAUCUGAAUUUUAUUGAUAAAAAUUUUGUUAAAAAUCUAGUUGACAAACUUUUAAUCAUGAAAAUCUCAUGCAAAUUCUGAAAUUCGAAAUUUUACUGAAAAUAUAAUGAAUCCAGAUUCAAUUGCAAAUUUUCCAGUCAAAAAAAUUUUUUUUUCACUGUUUCAAAAAAUUGAUUUGAAAAAAUUUGAGAAUCUGAAUUUUGCUAAUAAAAUUAUAUUAAUAUUUUGUUUCAAAACUUUUGAAUUUAAAAAAUUAUGAAUUUAUAACAUUCUAAAUAAAAAAUUCAAAUUCAAAAACCAUAGGAAAUAUUGGACCUUUUUAAAAAUUUUCUCAGAAAUCUACGCGGAAGCUUGCGAAAAAAAAUAAUUUUUUGAAAAAUUCUGAAAUUUCGCUGAAAAUUCAGAAAAUCAAUGUAAAAACAUUUCAGAAAAAUAAAAAUUCUCAAAUUUUUCUUCCAGAUGGACUCCACAACUCGCCGCCUCAUCCAAACCCUCGAAACAAUGUCUGAAACUGCACAGCCUUCUGAAAUCCUCCCAUUCAUCUCUCAACUCUUCGCUCUUCUCAUUUUCAUCCCCGAUCCUCCGGAAAAACCGCAACUCUAUUAUUUCGAAAAAAUUUGGCGAUUUUUACUGAGUUUUGAUGCGAAAUACCGUGAAGAACCCAGGAUUUAUGGUGAAAUUUUGGUGUUUUGCCUGAGGUAUUUGUGUGCGAUGCGGAAUGCGGAAGGCGCGGAAAAUGCGGUACUGUAUGCGGGAGAUUUGGAAUUUGGGUAAGUUCGCGCCAAAUUUUGACCUACAGUACUCGAAUUUUUCGCGCCAAAAUUCCAGAUCCCAUGUUGAUCAAUGCAUAGAUAAUGUUAUGGCCAAAAUUCUGUCUUUAGCUGAUGAACCUAUGGUUUCACUGAUGAUUUUGGAGAAUAUUGUGACACUUUUUGAAAUUCAUGAAGAGGUGGGCAUUUUUGACGUUGAAAAUGGUCUAAAAAAUUGAAUUUUUCACCGAAAAAUCCCAUUUUUCACCUAAAAAUUCCCAUUUUUCACCUAAAAAUUCCCAUUUUUCACCUAAAAAUUCCCAUUUUUCACCUAAAAAUUCCCAUUUUUCACCUAAAAAUCCCAUUUUUCACCUAAAAAUUCCCAUUUUUCACCUAAAAAUCCCAAAUUUCUCCCAAAAAAUCCCAAAAUUUCUUGCAGAUUCGCUCAACUCUUCGUGGACUUUUAAAACGUGCCUAUUCUACUGAAAAACACAAAAAACGCCUCGAAUUUGUGAUUGAAGAUUUGAAAUUAUUAGGAGAAAAUGAUGAAAAUGUGAUGCAAAUAUUGCAGAAAUUAUCGAUUGUUUCUUGA